ACGGUCCGGAAAUUAGGCACACAUCCUGCUACUUCACAUCAUGUCAUUGUUUUGGCGUUGGGAUUAUUGUAUCCAUAAUUGUGUCCAUAUGCUGCUUUGAUAGUGUCUGUAGUCGAGUCGUACAUGUAGGUUAUAAACGCGAAGUUCAUAAGUUAUGGGAGUUUGCAGAAUGACGUACGUUUUGGCUCAGUGAAGGGGAAUGAAUGUGGGAGUGGCUUCGCGAUAGAGAGCGGACUACAACGACACUGUUUGAAUUGAAUAUUUAGGUCCUGUGAAUUCAACCUUCCGUGACAUACGCGCAUUGGCAUGAAAGGUACCGUCCGGAAAAGGACUGUGAUCAAGAAAGCUGGCAUUAUGGUGGAACGGGAAAGUAGCCCUUCCGAUCCCAGUGUGAGCGUAAGUGUUGUUCCUUCUGGAAGGAGAUCGUCCAGUGAUGAAAGGGUUCACCUGCGACGAGAACUCGGAUUGAUAAAAGCAAUUUCCAUCGUGAUGGGGUCUAUCAUUGGAUCCGGGAUCUUUAUCUCACCCCAAGGCGUCUUACGAGGAACACAAAGUGUCGGGCUAAGCUUGAUCAUUUGGCUUGUGUGUGGACUGGUCUCCUUGGCUGGCGCUCUAUGUUUUGCUGAGCUGAGCAUCGUCACGGGCAAAUCUGGAAGCCAGUACAUUUACCUGAAAGAAGCCUACGGUGAUAUCCCGGCAUUCCUCUACUCCUGGACCUCAAGCCUCCUCAUGCGACCAGGGGGUCAGGCCAUGGUCACGCUGGCCCUGGGGACGUACAUGGCUGAGUUCCUCGUACCCGGAGACUGUCCGGUCCCAGAUAUUCUCAUCAAGUUGUUUGCUGUGUUGGUUAUCACGUUCACGGGGUUUGUAAAUGCCGUCAGUGUCAAGUGGACAACCCACCUCCAUGUUGUUUUCACGGUGUCAAAGGUCAUCGCGUUGCUCAUUAUCGUCGCUGUCGGUGUGUGGAUGAUGAUACAAGGUCACACUACACACAUCAGUCCUAGUGUAUCCUUCCACGGCUCCAACACGAAGGUCCUGACUCUCACAGCUGCUUUCUACCAAGGCUUGUACCCGUACGACGGAUGGGGUUCUUUGAACACCGUGUACGAAGAAGUUAAAAAUCCCAAAAGAAACGUUCCUCUUGCCGCCCUUAUUGGUAUACCGGUUACCAUAGGGAUCUACAUCCUGGUCAACGUGUCGUAUCUCACUGUCCUAACACCUGAUGAGCUCAUCGCAUCUGACGCAGUCGCAGUGGCUUUUGCCGAGCGAUCUCUGGGGGUAAUGUCUUGGGUAAUACCCCUCGGUAUCUGCAUAUCUAUCUUCGGUGCUUCCAUGGGUUCUGUCUUGUCCGAUGCCAGGCUUCCGUACGUGACGAGCCGUGAAGGUCACAUGGUACACAUUCUGAGCAUGAUCAGUAUCAACAGAAGAACUCCUCUGCCUGGUAUUUGUCUGGAGGUCUUGAUUGCGCUGUUUCUGAUAGCCAUUGGUUCGUUCGACACCUUACUGUACGGUCUGAGCUUCGCUGGCUGGGGGUUCUACGGCGCAGCAGUCAUGGCCGUCCCAGUCCUCCGCUACAGACAACCCGACCGACCAAGACCCUUCAAAGUGCCCAUCAUUCUGGCGAUGUUAGUUUUCAUCUGCUCUCUGUACCUCGUUAUUUCUCCGUUCGUAAACGGACCCGACAUCGAGAUCAUCUACGCAUGUCUGUUUAUCCUGUCUGGGCUCGUCUUCUAUUUUCCUUUCGUCCACUUUAAGUUGCGGCCUCGCGUUAUGGGUCGCAUUACAGCAUUCCUGCAAAAGCUGCUGAUUGUUGUUCCCUCAGAUUAUGUGGAACCAGAGUAAAGUUAUGGAUCCUUCUGAAUAUUCAUGGUCGAUUACACUAAAGACGGGGACUUCAAAAUGGUGUAACAUUGGUUAACAUAACCAAUCAUUGGUUGAAAUAACCAACAAUUGGUUUAUAUGUGUCCAACCAAUCGAUUGGUUGGACACGUAUUAGUCAAUCAAGUUGGUUAACCCAGUCUGUUUUUAGACUGUAGAAUCAUCCAUAUCAUAAUGCAUAUUCAUGAAGGAAUUUGAACCUUGUAAAAUGCAUGCUUAAUUACGCCUGAAUUAUGAAACCAUAAAACAUGCAAUCCAUUAUGGUAUAGAGCAUUGCAUGCAUACUUUUACCAAACUAAACUAUUUAUUCAUUAAAACCAAUGAUACAUUGAACUAUUUAACUUUCAAUUUCACUAUAAAAAAGUGGUCUAUAUUAAUAUUUAAACUUAUGAAUAUUCGAUAAUGAAUGUUUUUCUUGUAAAGAUAGGUGCCAGGUGUUAGUAAGGUAUUGGGAUUUUUCAGUUAGCGCCGAAUAUCAUUAAGGUAUUUUCAUUUUGAGGUCAGAAGGGACUUUUUGGAAAUUAAAGUAAGUAGAUAAGUAGGAGACGAUUAGUUGUUUUAUUGGAACAUCCCGUGAAAAUGGAAUAGCGCCACCUAUUGUUUGACAUUGACCAUUAUGUCGGUUUCGAACAGCGCCCUCAUGGGAAGAAUAUGUGUCGAGCCCCCCCCCCCCCUGCAAAAAU
This is a messenger RNA of Patiria miniata (bat star), 2561 nucleotides long. RefSeq names its product b(0,+)-type amino acid transporter 1-like. The coding region runs from base 307 to 1842 and encodes 511 amino acids. The transcript has 13 exons. The record is from RefSeq and is a predicted model, not a curated record. Gene Ontology annotation, biological process: amino acid transmembrane transport. NCBI's taxonomy places the organism in Eukaryota, Metazoa, Echinodermata, Asteroidea, Valvatida, Asterinidae. Gene Ontology annotation, cellular component: membrane. Gene Ontology annotation, molecular function: L-amino acid transmembrane transporter activity.